AUGCGCGCCAUGCGCGAGGGCCGCACGAUCAUCGAGGCGCUCGUGACGGCGCCGGAGAGCGGCGACACGUCCGCUGCGAUGGACAACGCGAAGAACCCCGCCCUGUAUAUCACCCUCCGACCCGCGUACCCCAAGGCGCCGGCGCUGGCGGCGCGCAGGGUCCUCUUGAGCGACCUCCCGGGCUUCCCCGGGCAGUCUGCUGUCGUCGCGAUCACGUACGACCACGUCUACCCGGACGUCGUGCCGGACGACGCCUCGGAGAAGGACGCACUGAUUGAUCAGAUCUGCCGCGCGGGCAUGAUCGUGUCGGCGCGGCUCGACACGGACGGCGACGCGGGCACGCGGUCGGAGUACGACCUCGUCGGGCGCGUCACGGCGCCGGGGGGGGAGUGCGGGGGGGAGUCUCCUGAGGUCAACCUGCGCGGACGCGGGCCGGCGGGGCGGUUCUUCGUCCGGCAGCUCGGCGGCGCGUAA
This is a messenger RNA of Pedinophyceae sp. YPF-701, 474 nucleotides long. The record is from the annotation of a GenBank genome assembly. Lineage: Eukaryota; Viridiplantae; Chlorophyta; Pedinophyceae.